Molecule: messenger RNA, 1466 nt
Organism: Rotaria sordida
Lineage: Eukaryota; Metazoa; Rotifera; Eurotatoria; Philodinida; Philodinidae
Source: the annotation of a GenBank genome assembly
AUGGAAGUGAUUCAUACAUUAGAUUUAAAAAAAAUGAAUACUCGUUGUUAUACUUAUCAUAAGUCUUCACUUAUUAUAUGUUUAAAUUUUAGUGGUCUUCAUAAAGCAAAGAAACGAGUAAGUGGAACUUUUUUUAUUUUAUUUAGAAUCUAAUAAACAUUUAACAAAAAAAAAAAUUAAUUGUUCAAUUCAUUUAUUAGAACAGGAAUGGUCGAAUAGUUUCGAUUUAAGUAAACAAAUGAAUGUAUGAUCAAAAGACAAGUAAGUAUUUCAAAUGAGAAUUUUUCAUAAUUAAACUACAAAUAUUCAGAAAAUGUUGACUCAUUUAACAACUGAAACGAAUCGAAAAUGCGUGUGCUCAUAAAGUUCUGAUCUACUAGUGAAACUCGUCGUGAUAUCUCAUUUACUUUCAAGUCAAAAGUUUCAAACACAUUAUUUAUUCUCUCUUGUUGUCUAUCUAUUGAUAUUGAUUACAUUUUGAAUAAUUAAUAUUUUAAGUUUGUUUUAUAAAAACUUAUGAAAUAGUUCAGUGACUGAAUAUUCUGAUUGGUGUUUUUAUUUUCGUUGUUUUGACUGUAGUGAUAUAUUAAAUCAUGAGAAAAAAUAAACUAAAUAAGAAUUAUUGUUAGGUUUAAUAAGCGUAGCUACAAGGAAAAUAAAAGUGACUUCUACUAAAUUACUUUUAAAGUAAUUCAAUAACUAACUGUAUUGAAGCUCAAAUACAAAUUUCAUAGAUGAACAAUUCAAUAAUCAUCUCUAAAGUUAUCAAGAUAACAUAGGAUACAAAAGCUUUGACACUAGUUAUUCCUUUAUGUAGUGGUGAAUUAAGCUUGCAUUAAUUGAUGUUUGCACUAAACAAAAUCAAUAUUUUCAUCAUUCAUAACUUGUUUAAAUUGAUGAUGCAAUAGAUUUUCAGUCUUUUUUCUGCUAUGUAAAUAUAUAAUUAGAUAAGAAAUUCUGUAGAACUAACUUCAUGCUAUAAAGUUAGGUUUUGAGUUGAAAAAGAAAAGAAUGAGCCGAAUAAAAUUUUUGUAUCGAUUUCAGUUUGAAGUUGUUUCAAACAUCUACAUCUAUUAUGGAAUGUUUAAAUUAGAAAUAACUCAUGAACAAAUAUUUUCGAAAUUUAUUGUUUCCCUAAUAAAUAUCUAAAACAGGAAGGAAUAUUUUAUUAUAACUCUUUACAGUAGAAGUCAUGCUGAAAUAAAUACCUGUAUCAGAAAAAUUAGUAUAAAGUACCUGUAAGAAUCUUUCAUUUUUCUUCAAUGCCAUUUGUAUGCCAAAGGAGGGGGGACGGUUUGCACGUAAAACGGCCCUAAAUAAAAAUCAUCUCAGAGCACUUUAUAAAAUUGAAUUUCAUCUUCCUCUAAGUAAGAAUAAAGCAUCUGGACCUCUUUCAGGCCAUGUUUCAAGACCUCUUCUCGACAUUUCUACCUAGGACAGAAGCUUUAUCAAUAUCGGAAUCCGCU